Solanum stenotomum is the source of this 4506-nucleotide messenger RNA. RefSeq lists its product as uncharacterized. Gene Ontology annotation, biological process: telomere maintenance; DNA repair. NCBI's taxonomy places the organism in Eukaryota, Viridiplantae, Streptophyta, Magnoliopsida, Solanales, Solanaceae. Bases 1 to 4506 code for a protein of 1501 amino acids. The transcript is spliced from 6 exons. Gene Ontology annotation, molecular function: DNA helicase activity. The record is from RefSeq and is a predicted model, not a curated record.
AUGGACGUCAUAUCAGACAUUAUUAAGGCGUUUAGAAGGCCUGUUGAUGUACCCACCCAUAUUAGGAAACUGCAACAACUUCUGCCUCUUUUAGCAGUCCAAGACAGCAUGUUGAAACAGAGAAUAAAGAGUUAUACAUUGUCAUCAAUCUCCAGCCAAGGGGUUGUGGAAAUACGAAAACUCAAAAAAAUUCAGGGAAAGUAUGCGCGUUUGAAGCGUAAGCUCACACUACUUCAACGACAAUACAAAGGUCACCCACUGAAGCAAGCAAAGCGUGUUCUUUAUUACAUCAAAAUAUUGGAAAAGGUGGUGCACGCAACAGAUAUCAGAAUGACAGAAAUGCAUCGACAAAUACAGGGCGGACACUAUAGCCAAUCCAAUGACUCAGUUAUGGAGGAAUGUGCAGACGUCUUACAUGUAAUGCAUCUGCAGACAAGUAGUAGCAGACAAGCCAGUCAGAACAGUACAGCUGGAUACAAGACAAGAUUGAAUUUGGGCCCUCCAACCUACACCUGUCAAUAUUGUCAGGCAAUUCUGUGGUAUGAGGAACGGACAGGCAAAAGUAAAAAUACACGACAACCUAAAUUUACACUUUGCUGUAUGGAAGGACGAAUUUGUGUACCAUUACUGACUCAAUCACCACCGUACCUCAAAUAUCUAUUGGGCAAUGAAUCCGAAAAAGUGGGGAUGAACUUUAGGAAAAAUAUUAGGGUAUGUAACUCCAUGUUUGCAUUUACAUCAAUGGGAGGUCGAGUUGACAGAUCAAUCAAUCGUUCUAAGGGUCCUUAUGUAUUCAGAAUAAGUGGGAAAAAUUAUCAUCACAUAGGCUCACUAUUACCAGAAAUUGGAAAAAGUCCACAAUUUGCACAACUCUAUAUAUAUGACACGGAUAAUGAGAUAGAGAAUAGAAUAAAAAGUCUGAUGCAUGAAGAAGUUGAAACAAAAAUCGUACAAGGAAUAUCUGAAAUGCUAGACGGGCAUAAUGUUUUGGUUAAAUCAUUUCGUAUGGCAAGGGAUAGAUACUUAGAACAACCACAAGCAGAGUUCCGUAUGCGCAUCCUAUCUGAAAGGACCCAAGAUGGCCGACAAUACAACAGACCAACGGCUUCUGAAGUUGCUGGAUUAAUCGUAGGAGACCUUACAGAUGCUAACUUUCAGCGAGAUGUCAUUGUGGAACACCGCAAGAACGGACUGCAAAGGAUCACAGAUUUACACCCAUGUUUCAUGUCGAUGAAUUACCCAUUAAUACAUCCAUAUGGGGAAGAUGGAUAUAGGCUUGGAAUACCUUUAGAUUCUGCAAGUCAAAAAACAUACACUCGGACAAAUUUGACAAUGAGACAAUUUUAUGGAUACCGCAUACAACAACGCCUCAAUGAGGGACACACUCUCCUCCAAGCUGGCAGGCUAUUUCAGCAGUACAUUGUGGAUGGUUACAUGGCAAUUGAAGAAGAAAGAUUUAGGUACAUCCGGAAAAAUCAACAGAAAUUAAGGUCUGAUCUUUAUGGUGGCUUAAUGGAUGCUAUUGUACGUGGAGAUUCAGAUUGCUCAAUGGUGGGAAAAACUAUUAUACUACCUUCCUCCUACACUAGGGGACCUCGCUACAGGGCACAAAAUUAUCAAGAUGCAAUGGCUAUAUGUCGGUGGGCUGGAUACCCAGAUUUGUUCCUAACUUUUACUUGCAACCCAAAGUGGCCGGAAAUAAAUGCAAUGACGAGACUAAUAAACCAAGAUCCUAAUAGUUGCCGGGUGGACAUUAUAUGCCGAGUCUUCCAGAUCAAGUUGUUGCAGCUAAUGCAAAUUCUUAAAAAGGAUAAGCCUUUCGGGACAAUAAUUGCGUGUAUAUAUACAAUUGAGUUCCAGAAACGAGGCUUGCCACAUGCUCAUAUACUGCUUUUCCUUCAUGAAACACAAAAAACCCCCACAACAGAUCAUAUCGACAAAGUAAUAUCCGCUGAAAUACCAGAUUACAGAGAAGAUCCAGAUGGGUAUAAUGCCGUGAAAAACUUCAUGAUGCACGGACCGUGCGGAGAACAAAAUCCCAGUUGCCCAUGUAUGAAACAAGGUAUUGAAGUCAAGAAAAAUGGUGCCAGCUUAGACAACCGAUAUGUUGUCCCAUAUAACAGGGACUUGCUUGUCCAGUUUGAUGCACAUAUAAAUGUUGAAGUAUGCAAUUAUGCGAGGUCGGUCAAGUACCUAUUCAAGUAUGUUCAUAAAGGGUCUGAUAGAGCCACAUCAAUAAUAGAAUCAACCGAUACACCAACAGAAAACGAUGAGAUAAAAAAAUACCUAGAUUGCAGAUACAUAUCGGCCACAGAAGCUUGCUGGAGGAUCUAUUCAUUUGAUAUACAUCACAGGCAACCAGCUGUUGAGCGCUUACCAUUUCAUUUACAGGGCCAAAACACAAUAAUAUUUGAAAAAUCAAGGACAGCUGAAAGCGUACUAAGCAGACACGAUUUAGAAAAAACAAAAUUUACAGAAUGGUUUGAGGCAAACAAAGAACACCCUGAUGCAAGAGAGCUGACAUAUUCCAAUUUUCCAACGCGUUGGGUUUGGAAUGGAAGAGACAAAAAGUGGACCAGGAGGAAGAAGGGGCACGCAGUUGGCAGAAUUUACUUUGCACAUCCAGGAAGUGGAGAACGUUUUUACAUGCGUAUGCUGCUAAAUUUUGUCAAAGGGUGUACUUCCUUCGAAGGCAUCAGAAAAAUCAAUAGAGUGUCAGAUACACGUAAGCUAUGGGAGAAUAACUACGGAAUAUUAUCUGAAGAUAUCACGCAUAUCCAGCGAAAGAGAUUACAAUUCAAUGAUUUGCAGCUAAACACAAAGCAGAUUGAAGCGUACACACUAUUUGAGAUUGAAAGCAUCCUUCUAACUAUGGGGAGAAGUUUGAAAGAUAUAGAAGGAAUGCCCCUUCCAGAUUCAGCAUUAAUGCGAAAUGUAGGGAAUCGCCUAAUCAAUGAAGAGCUAGACUACGACAAAGACAAGCUCCAAAUACUCCAUGAUCAAUCACUCGCUUUGUUAAAUACAUGUCAACGCCCGGCAUAUGAGGCAAUAAUAACAUCAGUGGAUAACGAAGAAGGGAAAUUAUUUUUUAUACACGGCCAUGGUGGUACGGGUAAGACAUUUCUGUGGAAUACUAUUAUUUCAAAGAUCAUAUCACAAUCAAAAAUCGUUCUCCCCGUCGCUACUUCAGGUAUAGCAACUUUAUUAUUACCAAAUGGUAGGACUGCUCAUUCGCGAUUUCAUAUUCCUCUAGACAUCACGCCAGAGUCAACAUGUGAAAUCAAACAAGGCAGUCAAUUAGCGGAACUACUUAAAAAGACCGCUUUGAUAAUCUGGGAUGAGGCACCAAUGGCAAACAAAUUGUGCUUUGAGGCAUUGGACAGAACCUUGAGGGAUAUUCUCCGAGAUAUAUAUGAAAAUAGUGCCAUGAAACCUUUUGGGGGCAUAACUUUCGUAUGUGGUGGUGAUUUCCGCCAAAUACUCCCGGUUAUUCCAAAGGGAACAAGAGGUGAUAUUGUGGAUGCAGCGCUGAACUGCUCACAGUUGUGGCCCUACUUCUCAAUUUAUGAAUUGACGGAAAACAUGAGACUUAGCUGUGGAAAAGUCAAGGGUUCUGAAGCACGGAAAAUAGCAAGUUUUGAUAAAUGGCUUUUGCAGAUUAGAGAUGGAUCCGUUUAUGCAGAUAAUAAGAAGGACCUCAUUCAUAUGCCCGCUGAUGUAUACAUUCUAACAUCGCACAAUCAGAUAGAAUCCAUUGUAGAGGCAGUAUAUCUGUCCCUGCUACAGAACUAUAACGACCCAUCCUACUUGAAAGAAAGAGCCAUACUCACACCAAAAAAUGAAAUGGUCCAUGAACUGAAUGAGAAAAUUCUGAAGCUGAUACCUGGGGAAGGAAGAACUUACUAUAGCUCGGACAAUGUGUGCAAAGCAAGCGUGAAUACUAAUGAGGAGGAUAUAUUGUACCCAACAGAAUUCCUAAACAACUUGCGAUUCCCAGGUAUCCCAAACCAUGACAUUCACUUGAAAGUAGGAAGUCCGGUUAUGCUGCUUAGAAAUCUAAAUCAAACUGAAGGCCUAUGCAAUGGUACAAGAUUAAUAAUAACGCAUCUGGGUAUUUGGUCUGUUACUGCAAACAUAAUCUCUGGAAAGAACAUCGGUUCAAGAGUCACAAUACCAAGAAUUAUCAUGUCACCAAACGAUUCAAAGUGGCCUUUCAAACUCAACAGGCGCCAACUUCCUUUAGCACCCUGUUAUGCUAUGACCAUCAACAAGAGCCAGGGGCAAACUCUUCAAAGAGUUGGGUUGUAUCUACCAAAACAAGUAUUCACCCAUGGCCAAUUGUAUGUCGCAAUAUCACGUGUAACAAAAAGAGAAGGAUUGACAAUUGUCAAUGCGGACGAGGACACAAAUGACCCUACAUACAUAAAAAAUAUUGUUUACAGGGAAAUCUUCCAAAACGUUGGCCCAAGAAUAGUGCAAACUGAGGAGGUAUUUCUUAGCAAUUAA